AUGGCCAGGCUAAACCGAACAAACGCCGGCGUCUCGAACACGCUACGCGAAGGAUACGAGUCGGUGGACAAUAACUCAUCCGUUGGAGAAAGCUCAUACGAUUCAUCGAGCCAUGUCAAUCGGCAUGAUCGUCUAGGGACGGGCCCUCAGCGACCCGAUUCCUACCUUUCCAGCAGCGAUGAGUCCUCCGCAGAAGACGAUGCCAAUGUCAAGCUGCUCCCUCUAGAAAAGACCGGAAAAUCUAGCACACGACGCGCCCGACGACACAUUGCAACGAGUCCCGACUCUGCGAGUUCUUCAAGCCCCCUGCCCACCGAUGAACACGGCGAACCGAUUGACGUGACCAAAGCCAUCGAUCAGGUCCUGCAGAAAGAACACAAUAUCCUAUCGGAAUCAUUCGAUACAGAUCUUGAAGAUGGUGGAUCGCAUCUUGUCCUGAGUGACGAUGAGAGCGACGGCUAUGGCAGAGGCAAGAAGAUUCAAAGGGAACAACGUCCUGAACAUGCGAACCACAGCCGGAAGUCGGGAAUACUGGGCUUGUUCCAUAUCAAGACAUGGUGGCAUGUUUUCCCACUGGUUGCGAUUGGAUUGCUGGUGAUGUGGCUGGCAAUGAAAGGGCUGUCCUGGUGGAGUGGUAGGAGGGCUACUGCUAAUGAAUAUGCCUCGAUCCCAUGGUACCCCACACCGCGCGGAGGCACGAGUGCGCGGUGGAAAGAAAGUUAUACGAAAGCGCAUGAUCUUGUUCAGCGGAUGGCGCUGGUGGAAAAAGUCAAUAUCACCACAGGCACGGGAUGGGAGAUGGGUCUUUGCGUGGGAAAUACUGGCCCUGCUGAAUGGGUGCAAUUUCCAUCGCUCUGUCUACAAGAUGGUCCUCUCGGCCUCCGUUUUGCAGAUAACAUUACUGCAUUCCCCGCGGGCAUCACCACCGGGGCAACUUGGAACCGCGACCUGAUGCGCGAGCGAGGAGCUGCCCUGGGCCGAGAAGCCCGUGCGAAAGGCGUCAAUAUUCUCCUUGGUCCUUCAAUGGGAGCUUUGGGAAUGAUGCCCGCAGGUGGGCGAAAUUGGGAGGGAUUUGGGUCGGAUCCCGUCCUUCAGGGUGUCGCUGCGGCGGAGACUAUUCGCGGCAUCCAACGCACCGGAGUCAUGGCGACAGCUAAACACUAUUUGCUGAAUGAGCAGGAGCAUUUCCGUCAACAAAAUGAAUGGGGUCGUGCAAAUGCGCUCUCCUCCAACGUCGAUGAUCGUACAUUGCAUGAAGUGUUUAUCUGGCCAUUUGCCGAGAGUAUACGGGCCGACGUGGCAAGUAUCAUGUGCUCCUACCAGAAAGUCAAUAACAGCCAUGCUUGUGAAAAUAGCAAACUGCUUAAUGGUAUCCUCAAAGACGAGCUUGGCUUUCAAGGAUUUGUCCAGUCAGAUUGGCUGGCUCAGCGAUCUGGCGUGCAGAGCGCUCUUAGUGGCCUCGACAUGAGCAUGCCCGGCGAUGGUGCAAAUUGGGCGGAUGGGGACUCAUUCUGGGGCUCUCGCUUAACGCAGGCUGUCUUGAACACCUCUGUGCCCACAGACCGACUUAACGACAUGGUCACUCGCAUUGUUGCUGCCUGGUAUCAUUUUCGCCAGGAUACAUGGAAAAAGCCUCCGCCAUUUGGCCAGGGUGGACCGAACUUCUCUUCCUGGACCUAUGACAAACUGAGUAGUUUGCACCCAGGCAGUGAAGACGACAAGACACACCAGGUGGUUAAUCAAUAUGUCAACGCACGAGGCAGCGGGCCAACAUUGAACUCCCAUGCCGAGACUGCCCGAAAAGUGGCUGCAGAAGGGACUGUUCUCCUGAAGAAUGUGAACAACACGCUUCCACUGUCACGCAGUCCAUCUGGCCCCAAGGAAAAGUAUCGGGUAGGUAUAUAUGGUGAGGAUGCUGGCUCCGGCCGUGGUCCUAAUGCUUGUCCUGACCGAGGUUGCAAUCAAGGGACAUUGGCAUCGGGAUGGGGCAGUGGAGCAGUAGACUUUCCAUACCUGGUCAGUCCAUGGGAAGCUCUUCAGUCGGCUUGGUCAUCGGAUACUGUGGAUGUUCGAGGGUACUUGACGAACAGUGUUGCCUUGGAGGAUCUGAGCGAGCAGGAUCUCUGUCUUGUGUUUGCGAAUUCAGAUGGGGGCGAAGGGUUUAUCCGCAAUGAUGGGAUCGACGGAGAUCGCAACGACCUCUUUCUUCAGCGCAAUGGCACUCAAUUGGUGCAGUGGGUUGCUAACCAAUGCGGUGGAGGCCAAGGCAGAACGGUCGUAAUAGUCCACUCUAUUGGCCCUGUUGUGCUCGACCCCUGGAUUGAUUUGCCUGGUGUACACGCAGUUGUCUACGCGAAUCUCCCAGGACAGGAAAGUGGGAAUGCUCUGGUCGAUGUGCUAUUUGGCGACAUUGAUGCCAGUGGCCGACUGCCUUAUACCAUCGGGCGAUCUUUGGAGGACUAUGGACCGGGUGCCCAGGUCCUCUACGAGACUGGGGAUCAACAGCCAGAAGUGAACCUCAACCAAGGCCUCUAUAUUGACUACCGAUACUUUGACAAGUACAACAUUACCCCGCGUUAUGAAUUUGGCUUUGGACUGUCUUACACAUCCUUUGACAUCUCGAGUUUGCACAUCAAACCUCUGCAAGAGAAGUCUAGGCUUCCCGAAGAACGCCCAGAUAACCAAGCCGAUCCACCACAGUACGACGACAGGUUGCCAGCUGAGUCUUCGACCAGGUUUCCGGAAGGAUUCAAAGCGCUGUCUAAAUACAUCUAUCCUUACAUCCGGGACCCGUCCGGUACUCAGCCUGGCUCCUUCCCUUAUCCAGAUGGAUACAAAAAUCGUCAGCGUCCCUCUCAGGCUGGUGGCGGACCUGGCGGAAACCCGUCGCUAUACGAGCCAAUGCUUGAACUAUCAGUCACGGUCGCCAACACAGGUCGCCGGGCAGGUAAAGAGGUCGUACAAAUCUACGUCUCAUUCCCCGAGCGCGUCGCUGAACAUCGCGGACUAGGCUGGUCUCGCGAGGAAAUCGAGUUCCCCGUCCGUGUUCUGCGGAACUUCUCCAAGGUUUCCUUGAACGCCGGUGAAGCAACUGUUGUCACGAUGAAGCUUUCUCGGAAAGACCUGAGCUACUGGAGUGUACGUGAGCAGAAUUGGGUUCUACCCACGGAAGGCACGUUCAAGAUUUGGGCUGGGAGGAGUUCGCGGGAUUUGCCACUGGUGAAAGAGUUCUAA
This is a messenger RNA of Penicillium macrosclerotiorum, 3234 nucleotides long. Its product is annotated as beta-glucosidase. The record is from RefSeq and is a predicted model, not a curated record. The transcript is spliced from 2 exons. Lineage: Eukaryota; Fungi; Ascomycota; Eurotiomycetes; Eurotiales; Aspergillaceae. Gene Ontology annotation, molecular function: beta-glucosidase activity. Gene Ontology annotation, biological process: glucan catabolic process. The coding region runs from base 1 to 3234 and encodes 1077 amino acids.